AUUAGAAACACUUUGAUAUGGACUCAACUGGGCCGAUAACAACUGUUUCCCACAGGCAGUUACACAAGUUGGGAUGCGUAACUAUUAGCUUGAACAUGGAGUCUUCCUCACCAUCAGCAGCUGAGAACAACAGCAAGAAAAGAAAAAACAACGUGGACACAAAAGAUGAAGAGGCUAAGAGAUUAAAGACAGACCCAGACGGUGAUGAGGCACUGCAGCGCGGACGUCCCUCUGGUUCAAGGAUUUCGCUGAGUCCUGACCGGCUGCAGCAACCAAUCACACUGAGCGAGCUCACAGAGCUGCUACAUUUUGCUGCUCUGGGGACGAGAGGAGGCAUCAAGCAGCCCAGUUGGUGCCACCUGCACAGUCAAAGAAAGGUUGAAGGUUUAAAUGUUGUGAUUGUGGAAGGUCUAACUCAGAGUCACUUCUACAAGAACUACCUCACCAUGGAGCACCUCAGGACCAGCUACUCCACGAGGGUCACCUUCCGUCCAUCCUGCAACAAAGUAGCUUCGGAAAUCUUCAGCAGUGAAGUUCCUAAAAUGGUUUGUUCAUCUGUUUGCAAACCAGAUAAGAAACUACAUAGAGCAUUGAAAUACCAUCCAGUUAUCACCACGUUUGGGACACAAAGAAGAGGAUUAACUGCUUAUGUUCUCACCCUAGAACAGAUGAUUAAAAACCACUAUCCCAUCAAGGGAAUGCCAGGGUUUGAGGAUUUUGUGUGUACAGACAGUGCUGACUGUGUUACGGACAGCAGUCCACUGUAUGGUCUGGACUGUGAAAUGUGCCUAACAGAGAAGGGGUACGAGUUGACUCGUGUUUCUCUGGUGGAUAGUGAUGGGAACUGUGUACUAGAUGAUCUAGUGAAACCUCCAAAUCGUGUCCUUAACUACCUCACCAAGUUCUCUGGUAUCACUGCAGCGAUGUUGCUACCAAUCAAAACCACCCUGCGGGAUGUUCAAGCAAAGCUUAGGAUGCUGUUGCCAGGCGAUGCAGUUCUGGUGGGCCAUUCUCUCAACAAUGACCUCAGAGCUUUGAAACUCAUCCACCAACAUGUAAUCGACACUUCACUGCUGUACAAGAGAGAAUUUGGACAGAAGUUUAAGCUGAAGGUUCUGGCUGAGACUGUGCUGAAGAGGCAGAUCCAAACUGAAGAGAAAAACGGUCACAAUCCCAUCGAGGAUGCUGUAGCAGCCCUGGAGCUGGCCCAGUAUUUCAUCAAAACAGGACCUCAUCAGGUUGUGGAGCUUCAUUUGGAGGAGCUUUGGGGAUACAAAAUUGAGGAGGAGCCACCUGACUGCACAUCUGCACCAACACCAAGUCACAGGUUUGCUGACAUCCUGCAGGCACUUGGUCUGUCUGUAGCCUUUUUAGGAAAGCGUGCUGACAUCGCGCUGGCUCUGUCCAAUCAGCAGUGGUACAGCUCUGACAGAGAGGUGUUGGCAUCUUUCAGGAGACGGACAAAGUCCCCAUUCCUCUCUGUCCUCCAGUUUUCCUCCCUCUCAGACCAUCUGAAGAGGUGCUUCCCUCAUCAGGAGCAGUUGUAUCAGACUGUGUGUCCAAAUCUUCGGGAUAUGUGUGUUGUGUUUGCGGGGCCCUUCCCUGCAGGUUUCUCACAGAGGGAAGUAAAGCAGCUUUUUUGCUGCUGUGGACCUGUUAGAAAAAUCCAAAUGUUGAACACAAACAUCAGAGUUCAUGCGGAGGUGGAGUUUGAGCUGCUGGAAGGAGCAAUGCUAGCUUUAAAAACUCUGAAUGGACUCAGCGUGCUAGGCCAACCCAUCAAGGUGCAGAGGCCUGUGUAUGACUCAAUGCUUGACCUGGAUCUGAAUCUCGAUGCUUUAAUGGGCGACACUCUCAACACCAAUUACCUUUAUGCUGUUAAACUGAGUCAGCAUAUGGCUGACAUAAAGUUUAAGGGACAUAUAUUUGAUGCAAAAUGUUCAAGUGUCGCUGAUGGUAAGACAACAAAUGGGUUACCACCUGCUAAAAUAAAUGGUGAAGUGUUUAAGCUCUCCAGCACUGCCUGUAAACUGUCCGAGGAGGCCGUCAUGGAGACAUUUGGUCAUUUUGGUGUGGUGGAAAGCAUCCUUCUGCCCGCCAACCCUCUAAAACAUGCAAGGCAUGCACGCAUAAAGUUUGAGAGUUCAGCUGGCAAACAUGCAGCCCUCAACUCCUCUGGGGAUCUGCUGAAGGACAACUACCUAAUUUGUCCAUCCCUGACUCCUCCUCACUUACCUUCAUGGGUUGCUAUGACAACAGUGGUGACUGCAGCAGAAGUACGUGGGGAGUCACCAGAGGAACAGAGGACAAACCAUGUGAAUAACAGUUGUCAGGAUCAGAAAAUGCAUCACAUGAUGAAGAAGCUGGACUGGCGACUGCGAAAAGUGUUCAAGUCCCUGCCAGAUGGUACCUUGUCUGUGGUACUGCUGCUUGGACAAACCAGCACAAAUUGCCACCAUCCUGGUUUAUGUCUGUUGGAAAUUAAACAAGCUUCUUGAGGAACAAGAACUGUGGUCUUCCAGAUCCAAAAUUCUUUAAUUGCUUGGAACUGGAUAUUCUCAAUAUUUUUUUUAAAAUGAGCCUUUCAUUGAAAGAGCCAAGUGCAGUAUUUAAUAUUUUAUACACUGUAUUUGUUCUUAUUGCCUGGAAACAAUCUCAAAACACGUGCUCAGAGUACAGGAAGAGAAAUUAAAGAUGCAAACCCUGAAAAUCAAACAUAAAUGAUGUAGUUUUAUUAAAGUGAUUAUUUUAAGAUAGCAUGAGCUUUUAUAUUUUUGGUCCUAUGUAUGAAGAUGGCUAUUACUGCUGUUCAGAAGUCAGUUGUGUCUA
This is a messenger RNA of Melanotaenia boesemani (Boeseman's rainbowfish), 2829 nucleotides long. RefSeq names its product RNA exonuclease 5-like. Lineage: Eukaryota; Metazoa; Chordata; Actinopteri; Atheriniformes; Melanotaeniidae. Bases 18 to 2498 code for a protein of 826 amino acids. Gene Ontology annotation, molecular function: exonuclease activity; RNA binding. The transcript is spliced from 20 exons. The record is from RefSeq and is a predicted model, not a curated record. Gene Ontology annotation, cellular component: nucleus.